CGCUAGCGUCAUCAGAGCGCGCCGCACCCGGAAGAGACGUGGCAGCGGAGGGAUAAUCAGAGCGGUCCGGGGUAGAGAGCGCAGAGCUCGGCUGAGCGCGGUGUCUGUCCUUCCGCGCCUCGGGCCAGCUCUCGCGCCUGUCGGGACCGGUGUGGCGGUCGUUCGGUAACGCGAAGAGCGGGGGUCGAAUAUGGGACUUUGCAAGUGCCCCAAGAGGAAGGUGACCAAUCUGUUCUGCUUCGAACACCGGGUCAACGUCUGCGAGCACUGCCUGGUAGCCAAUCACGCCAAGUGCAUCGUCCAGUCCUAUCUGCAGUGGCUCCAAGAUAGCGACUACAAUCCAAAUUGCCGACUGUGCAACAUACCCUUGGCCAACCGGGAGACCACCCGCCUCGUCUGUUAUGACCUCUUCCACUGGGCUUGCCUCAACGAACGUGCCGCCCAGCUACCCCGAAACACAGCGCCUGCUGGCUACCAGUGCCCCAGCUGCAGUGGCCCCAUCUUCCCCCCGACCAACCUGGCUGGCCCUGUGGCUUCUGCACUGAGAGAGAAGCUGGCCACGGUCAACUGGGCCCGAGCAGGACUGGGCCUUCCUCUGAUCGAUGAAGUGGUGAGCCCGGAACCCGAGCCCGUCAACACCUCUGACUUCUCCGACUGGUCUAGUUUUAAUGCCAGUGGUGCCCCUGAACGAGAGGAGAUUGCCAGUGCUUCCGCCGCCCCAGCCUUCUACAGCCAAGUCCCCCGGCCCCCCGCUUCCCCGAGCCGGCCCGAGCAGCACACGGUGAUCCACAUGGGCAGCCCUGAGCCCUUGACUCACGCCUCAGCCCCGAGGAAGGUGUAUGACACGCGGGACGAUGACCGCUCACCAGGCUUCCACGGGGAUUGUGAUGAUGACAAGUACCGUCGCCGGCCUGCCCUGGGCUGGCUGGCCCAGCUGCUCAGGAGCCGGGCUGGGUCUCGUAAGCGGCCACUGACCCUGCUCCAGCGGGCAGGGCUGCUGCUGCUCCUGGGGCUUCUGGGCUUCCUGGCUCUCCUUGCCCUCAUGUCUCGCCUGGGCCGAGCUGCAGCUGACAGCGAUCCCAACUUGGACCCGCUCAUGAACCCUCACAUCCGUGUGGGACCCUCCUGAGCCCUUGCUUGGAGCUGGGCCAGCCUAGGACCUGGGGGCCUGAGGUGGGGAGGUCUGGGGGCUUUUUUUCCUCCGCUCCUCUCCUUCAAGCUUGAGACACUAAGAUCCCAGGCCCGGCCAAGUCCACUAGAGUGGCUGCUGGCUGGGCUUGGGGCCCCUGCAGUUCAAACGUUUGUCUUGACCUGCUUACCCUGGGUCUCCAGCCUCCCACCCUCCUCCCCACGAAGGAGAUGACAGGUGGAAAUAAAUGACAGACUUUAUUAAAACA
Messenger RNA from Panthera uncia (snow leopard), 1397 nucleotides. RefSeq names its product zinc finger protein like 1 (gene ZFPL1). Lineage: Eukaryota; Metazoa; Chordata; Mammalia; Carnivora; Felidae. The record is from RefSeq and is a predicted model, not a curated record. Bases 191 to 1129 code for a protein of 312 amino acids. The transcript is spliced from 8 exons. Gene Ontology annotation, cellular component: Golgi apparatus.